This is a messenger RNA of Corythoichthys intestinalis (scribbled pipefish), 3837 nucleotides long. Its product is annotated as rho guanine nucleotide exchange factor 2-like. The transcript has 21 exons. The record is from RefSeq and is a predicted model, not a curated record. Gene Ontology annotation, biological process: actin filament organization; positive regulation of neuron differentiation; regulation of Rho protein signal transduction. Gene Ontology annotation, molecular function: microtubule binding; guanyl-nucleotide exchange factor activity. Lineage: Eukaryota; Metazoa; Chordata; Actinopteri; Syngnathiformes; Syngnathidae. Gene Ontology annotation, cellular component: ruffle membrane; cytoskeleton. The coding region runs from base 693 to 3689 and encodes 998 amino acids.
UCGAUUUGAUAUAGGCAAUAUUUUUUGUGCGCAGUAAAAAAACCUGUCAUGUCGUUUGAAACGACGUGACACGUGUCUUUUUCCUUAUUGUUGUGUAUUGGGAUUAUUACACUAUUGAUCUGCAAUACCACCAUAGCGCCGCCAGUAGGCGUCAGUAUGUGAUUGUGCAUGGAUUGGAGUUGGAAAGGAAAUAAAUGCUCGCCUGCCCGGUGUAUUCAUUCGGCCUUAUGAUACAGUCUUGAAUAGAACACUGAUGUUUGGGUGACUUGGCCUCAGUUGACUGCGCAUUUCGAGCCAUAAAGGCACUUUUGAUGGAUCAAAACGUUUGUUUUUCUCUCAUUCACAUCAUGAACACGCCUUUUAUUGAGCUCAUUUGGAAAGGGGUGGGAUUUUUCUUUCCCAAACACCAAGGUGUCCUCUUUUUUCGUACGUUUCCGUACUGAACGGAUCAUUUGGCCAUUUGGAUCGUGACGUGACGUGUCUGAGAAUCGUUGGCUCAACAUGAUGUUGGUGCGAACUAAAUGGAAUGAAGGCAAACCCAAGAAAUCUUCCGAGAGGAUGACAAUGUCAAAGAAAUACAGCGAAAGCAAAGUAAGCGGCGUGGUGACGUCAGCCCCGUUUGUUUUUUUUUUCACGUUACCGCCGCCGGUGGGUUUGGGGGGGACGCGGCAGGUUCCACGUCAUCCGCAAAAAUGUGGAGCGGUCAGGUGACUUCCGGAAACCGCCCGGGUGGCCGACCGGCGUCACGUGGUCAGAGGGGCCCCGCGCCAUUGGCCCGAGGAGUCGGCGGCGGGCCGAGCUCCCGUUGGUCGAGCGGCCGUCACUCCCGCCGAAGCUCCGCCCCCUCCCGCUCUCCGGCGCCCGCCUCCCCUAGCCUCCAGACCGCACGGCGCUGGCGGACCGGUCCGGGAUCCGAAGGAAGGAAAAGAAAAGCUGGGAACGCCGGCCGGAGCGGAGAUCGAUCGCCGAUUGGCUAUUUGCUUUCGUUUAUUCUGCCGGUCGGUCGGCCGGCCGGCGUGAUGUCCCGGCUGCUGGAGGGAAAGAAUAAAGACAAGAUGAAAGACAAGAUGAAAGAAAUGAACGCCAAGAACAAAGAGAAGGAGCGGGUGAAGGAGCGCGAGAAGGAGGCCCGGACCAACAAAGGUCACCUCUUCACCUCGCUCACUGUCUCGUCCACCACCUUGUGCUCGGCCUGCAACCGCAGCAUCACCGCCAAGGAGGCCCUCAGCUGCCCCGGCUGCACCGUCACCAUUCACAACCGCUGCCGAGACAGCUUGGCCAGCUGCGUCAAGAUGAAGCAGAAGCAACAGAAGCUGGCGAUGGCGAGGAACAGUUCGGCCCUCCAGAACGUGGCCCUGCGGACCAAAAGCCCGAGCGUCAAGGAGAGGCCCAGUUCGGCCAUCUACGCGUCGGACAGCCUCCGCCAGUCCCUGCUGGGACCCCGACGGGUCCGCUCGGGCCUCUUGCUGGCCAAAAGCGUCUCUACCAAUAACAUCGCCGGGGCCGGCGAGGACUCGGUCGGCCUCAGGAGGAUCCUGUCCCAUUCCACCGAGUCGCUCAACUUUCGGAGCAGGACCCUAUCCAUGGAGUCGCUGACGGACGAAGGAGACUGCUGGUGGAGCCCCCUGCUGGAGGAACUGCAGACGGAGGGUCGCGGCGUUCAAGCGGACAGUUGGAGUCUGCUGGUGGAACCCAAGUUCCUCCAGAGCCUCCACAAAGACCUCAUCAAACAGCAGGACGUCAUCUACGAGUUGAUUCAGACCGAGUUUCACCACGUGCGGACGCUGCGCAUCAUGGAGGGCGUGUACCGGCGCGGCAUGCUGGAAGAAGUGAUGCUGGAGCCCGGGGUGGUUCACGCCAUCUUCCCCUGUCUGGACCAGCUACUGGAGAUCCACGCCGCCUUCUUGGCCCGGCUGCUGGCUCUCAGGAAACGGGGCGGCGGCGACGCCAACUUUGUGGUCUCCGGCGUCGGAGAGCUGCUCCUCGCGCAGUUCUCAGGUCAGAACGCGGACGACGUGAAGAAAGUUUACUCGGAAUUUUGCAGUCGGCACCCCAAAGCCGUCAAACUCUACAAAGAGACGUUGACGCGGGACAGAAGACUGCAGCAUUUCAUCAGACGCGCCUGCCGCGGGCCCCUGCUGCGUCGCCACGGCGUCCAGGAGUGCAUCUUGCUGGUCACGCAGAGGAUCACCAAGUACCCGGUUCUCCUCCAGAGGAUUCUGGACAACACCAAAGGCGACGAGGACGAGGCGCGGGCCCUCGGCCGGGCCCUGGUCCUCCUCAAGGAACUGAUCGGCUCGGUGGAUCGGGAGGUGCUGGAGCUGGAGCGCGCCGGGAGGCUUCAGGAGGUCCAAGCCCGGCUGGACCCCCGGGCUCGAGCGGAAGUCCGCGGCGGAGGCGCCUUCCGAGGCGGAGAGCUCUCGCGACGGAAGCUCCUCCGCGAGGGCUCGCUCCUCUGGAAGGUCCAGGGCUCCAGGAUGAAAGACGUGCGCGUCCUGCUGAUGUCGGACAUCUUGGUAUUCCUCCAAGAGAAAGACCAAAAGUACACCUUCGCGUCCUUCGACAAGUCUCCGGUGGUGUCUCUGACCAAGCUGAUUGUCCGAGAUAUAGCCAAUCAGGAGCGAGGCAUGUACCUGAUCAGCGACUCGGCCCCCCCGGAGAUGUACGAGCUGCACGCCGCCUCCAAAGACGAGAGGCGGGCUUGGAUGAACGCCAUACAACAGGCUUCGGUCAGUUGUCCGUCCAGAGAAGACUUCCCCCUGAUUGAAACGGAAGACAAAGCUUUACUACGCCGGCUUAAAGCGGACAUCUUGCAGAAGGACCGCGAGGUGUUGGAGCUCCUUCAGGAGCGCGUGACGUUGUUCUCGGAGCUGGCGGAAGCCACGGGAAGGAGCGCCGCGGGAGACGGCGCCCCCGAAGCCAACUGCAGGAAGUUGUUUCGAGCGGACGGCGCGCAGGCGCCUCCCGCCGAGCCGCUGCUGACCGGCGCCAUCCGCGAAGUGGACAAGCUGGGCCUCCUGCUGGCGGGAUGCCGCAUCAUCAAAGCCUGCGUCGUCAACGGCGACCUGGAGCGCCCGCCUUCUGAAAAUGCCUCGCAUCCUGCUUCGUCGGAGCCGGACUCUUCAAAGGACGGCAACGGAAACCGGCCGCAGGAAGACACGCUGAAGGAGGAAGUGCGCCGGCAUCUGGUCGGCGCGAGCGCGCAGCUUCACGCCCUUCAGGCCGCCGUCGUUCGCCAGGACUCGGCGGUAGAGCUGCUCGUCGGGCCCGCCUCCGGACCCCGCCUCUGUCGCUCGGUGUCGCGGGACACGGGCCUGGACGCCGGCGGCGAGGCGGCGCUCUUGAGGCGGCAGGUGGAGCUCCUGCAGGAGGAAGUCAAGCGGCUGCGGCGCAGGGAGGAGGAACCCGGGAAAAAGGAGGGGCAGCCGGGCACCAGGAGGAGCAGCGACGGAGACUUGAGCGACGUCAUCCGGGGAGAGGGGAGGAGGCGGCGGGGCAGCAGAGAGCUGGAACUCCACCCCCUGGCUCCGUUGGCCACCCACGACCCGCUGGACCAAUUGGACGGCCUUCAGGAAGCCAACGAGGAGGAAGAGGAGCCGCAAACGCUGAAGAUUUCUCCUCGUUCCGACAGUCCCAGAGACCUCCAAGACAUCCCGGAGGAGAGCGAGUGCGGAGCGGACCCCAGUUAACACCGCGCGGCAUCCCGCUCGGCCAAAUAUGGCCGAGACGCGACCCGAGGAAGAGAGCGCCCGCUACGCCCGCUAUUUAUUGCUUUGUCUCGGCGUUUGGAGAAAAGACCGAGAGUCCGUUCCGGUCGGCCGUUAGCAAAACGGAGCG